AUCACAAAUUGCCAUUUAUCUAGGUAAUACUAUUUUACUUUUUAUUCGUGCAUUUGGUCAUAUAAAUGUGCUUAAAACUAAUAAAAAUAUGCAAUUGGUGAAGAUUAACGCAUGACUUGUCAGCAGAGUACGGAAUGUAAGCAUGUGCCAUGAAAUUGCAAUUCUUUUAUCCUGUAUUUUCUGUCAUUUGCAUACUGGUUCCAUUUAGAGGAUAGUCCAUUCUUACUUUUUUUCCAUAGAUUGGCCAAAAUGGGAAGGAUUGGAAUCCGUUCUCUUCCACGAAGAGUCAAUGGGACUGGCUAAGAUCAAAGUCUGAGGCUUUUUCCAUCUGUAAUCAGUCCCUUUUUGCUUUCUUUUACGACCACAUGAAACUUGAGAAGCCACCUAAAGCUAUAUCAUUUAGUGGAGUUGGGCAGUUCCCAAGUGUCCAACAAGAAGGCCUGGUUUAGGCUGCGAUGGCCACUGUCAUUCCUGGUGAUUUGUCAGAAGUAAGAGAUACCCAGAAAGUCCCUUCAGGGAAACGUAAGCGUGGUGAAACCAAACCAAGAAAAAACUUUACUUGCCAACUGUGUGACAAGGCCUUUAACAGUGUUGAGAAAUUAAAGGUUCACUCCUACUCUCACACAGGAGAGAGGCCCUACAAGUGCACACAACAAGACUGCACCAAGGCCUUUGUUUCUAAGUACAAAUUACAAAGGCACAUGGCUACUCAUUCUCCUGAGAAAACCCACAAGUGUAAUUAUUGUGAGAAAAUGUUUCACCGGAAAGAUCAUCUGAAGAAUCACCUCCAUACACACGACCCUAACAAAGAGACGUUUAAGUGCGAAGAAUGUGGCAAAAACUAUAAUACCAAGCUUGGGUUUAAACGUCACUUGGCCUUGCAUGCCGCAACAAGCGGUGACCUCACCUGCAAGGUAUGUUUGCAGACUUUCGAAAGCACAGGAGUGCUUCUGGAGCACCUUAAAUCUCAUGCAGGCAAGUCAUCCGGUGGGGUUAAAGAAAAAAAGCACCAGUGCGAACAUUGUGAUCGCCGGUUCUACACCCGAAAGGAUGUCCGGAGACACAUGGUGGUGCACACUGGAAGAAAGGACUUCCUCUGUCAGUAUUGUGCACAGAGAUUUGGACGAAAGGAUCACCUGACUCGACAUAUGAAGAAGAGUCACAAUCAAGAGCUUCUGAAGGUCAAAACAGAACCAGUGGAUUUCCUGGAUCCAUUUACCUGCAAUGUGUCUGUGCCUAUAAAAGACGAGCUCCUUCCGGUGAUGUCCUUACCUUCCAGUGAACUGUUAUCAAAGCCAUUCACAAACACUUUGCAGUUAAACCUCUAUAACACUCCAUUUCAGUCCAUGCAGAGCUCGGGAUCUUCCCACCAAAUGAUCACAACUUUACCUUUGGGAAUGACAUGCCCAAUAGAUAUGGAUGCUGUUCAUCCCUCUCACCACCUUUCUUUCAAAUAUCCAUUCAGUUCUACCUCAUAUGCAAUUUCUAUUCCUGAAAAAGAACAGCCAUUAAAGGGGGAAAUUGAGAGUUACUUGAUGGAGUUACAAGGUGGCGUGCCCUCUUCAUCCCAGGAUUCUCAAGCUUCGUCAUCUAAGCUAGGCUUGGAUCCUCAGAUUGGGUCCCUAGACGAUGGUGCAGGGGAUCUCUCCCUGUCCAAAAGCUCUAUCUCUAUCAGUGACCCCCUAAACACACCAGCAUUGGAUUUUUCUCAGUUGUUUAAUUUCAUACCAUUAAAUGGUCCUCCCUAUAAUCCUAUAUCAGUGGGGAGCCUUGGAAUGAGCUAUUCCCAAGAGGAAGCACAUUCUUCUGUUUCCCAGCUCCCCCCACAAACACAGGAUCUUCAGGAUCCUGCAAACACUAUAGGGCUUGGGUCUCUGCACUCGCUGUCAGCAGCUUUCACCAGCAGUUUAAGCACAAGCACCACCCUCCCACGUUUCCAUCAAGCUUUUCAGUAGGAUUCUGGGAUGUGGAUUUAUUACAGAAAUGUAUGCGUAGCCCUGCCCUAGAUGACCGUUUUUAUUUUAGUGCCUACUUUAAGGCAGUAUAAAACUUUCUGCUUUUGUAUAAUACCAGUUUUCAUUAAGCCAGUAUGAAAUAGAAACUAGCUUUUUUAAUGAGCUUUGGAACCAUUUGUGUUCAGUUAUGUUUACCUGGGUAUUUUGUCCUGAUUCACUGCCAAUUGUCAUAUUUUAAGAGGUUUUUUCACAUAGGAAAGCCAUUAUUAUUAGGAAAGUUUUAUAAAUCCCAUGUUCAAAUUACUUUUAGAUCUUAAAAUUUUCAUUUUUGUCCAAUAACAAUGGCUCUACCUUUUGACAUUUGGCUCAUUAAAAAAUUAUGCAACAGAAUGUAAAUUUUAUAAAAUGUAUGUGAAUAACUCAAGACUUUUAAAAUUUUUACUAGCCUCUAAAUGGAUUCAUAAUCAAAUGUUUUAAAUGAAUUAAGAAUCCAGUUUGGGGAGAUAACAGUUAAGUUUCUUAGCUAUACCAUAACUUCAGAUCAGUAUAUUUUGAAGACUUGCUAUUGUCUGGCUGAAAUAUUUGCUGUCUUUAUUAUGAGCAUAUAAGGAAACAAACCCUAAACACAAAGCACCAGUAUUUAUAGCAAAAAGAAUUCCUAGUAAGGUGACAUGGCAUUUCAUGUUACCUAAUAGUUGGUCCUAAAUUAGUAUACAAGAUGUUUGCCACUUUUCAACCAUCUUGCUAUUUUUCCAUUUAAUAUAUUAAUAGCUUAUGGUAUCAGAGUCUUCAGAGUCAAUCUAUAGACAGAUCUCUUUAAUCUUUCCACCUUUCACAGCCAAAGGGUGGGUCAAGUACAGCCAGCAAUUUUAUUUUGAUUGUUGGUCCAUGGUUAGUCCAGAAUCUAGAGCCAUUGUAGCACUACAAGCAUUAGGUAUGUUUAUCCCACAGUGGACUGUCUCAGCAUCUAUGGUGUAGUAGACUCCUAAGCAGGAAGGUAGAUGUGAAACACACGGUUUACACUUGGGAACUUGGGUGAGGUUCAUGUCCCCUGUUGUCAGGGUUGAAAACUAGACUCUUUAGGAGUAAAGUAAAAGCAUGUUGCUUAUAUCACUUCUUGCUGAAUUUGACACAUUUUUCUUUCCUUUAAGAACCAAAAGCAGAAAACAAAAACAGUCCUACCCCCAUGGUAUCUGUCUUAUUCAGUGUGAAUCCAUUUUUUCUUCUGAUUUUUAGAUGGAGAAUUUCAAGUUAAAUGCAUUAGAAAACUAUUUGAGGAAUUACCACAAAGGUUUAAGUGACUAAAAAUAUAUACAGUAAAACCCCACUUUUAUGCAUCUCUGGGAAAGGGGAGGAGUGUUGCAAAUAAGUUCAGUUUGUAGAGGGGAACAAAGUAAAGUAAAAUAAGCACUAUCUUGGUUAAUGUGAAAAUAACAAUUGAGAAUAUUGUAUUCACUGAAUAAAACAGUUAUUAUAGGCUUUCCUCACGUUAGACAACCACCAUAAUCUUCUCUAAGGUCUAACUACUCUUUUUUCUAAGCAUCAGUUGGGACAUCAACCUAAGAAACAUAUCUAUUAAGCACUUGUUAACACCUUAUUUUGGGACUCUAUCUGUUGGGGUAAGGGUGAGGGUGGGAGGUUUAUAGAAGAGUAUAUAUCUCUUUAAAAAAAAAAUAUUCUGAGCACUCAUUAGCCCUAUAUGGAAGCUUCUUUCCCUUUUGUAGGGCUAGUUAUCACUGCAGAUUGCAAUGUUUACCAAGAAUUUCUAAAAAUGAGUGCAGAUUACUGAUUAUAAUGCAUUAUUUAAAAUAUUUGGGAGUAGUAUAAUUUGUGGAAAAAUGUAAAUUGUAAUAAUGUAAAUGGGGGUUUCACUAUAUAUAUUACACACACACACACACAUAUCGCACUUCAUAGAAUCAGAGUUGCUCUCUGAAGGAGCUUUGGCCCCUUAUAUUUUAAUCAUGCUCCUAUUUUUUUUAAUCCUAGGAGCAGUAGUUUUUAUACUUAUGUAUUUAAAUUUUAUUAUGAAAAAUUACAUUUUAUUAAAAAGUGUGUUCCAAAGGCAUUAAAAUUAUAUAUGUUAAUAAGGAAAUACAUUUUUAAAUUUUUCAAACUGCUCCUAAGCUUUUGGUUAGGAGAAUAUUUGCUCUGAAAGUAGGCUUUCGCUCUGCUUCACCACUGCUUCCUUUAGUUUCUAUGAAACAGAUUGCUUACCUAGAUCUUUAGUUGAAUGAUUAGUGUUCAAUAUUGCUUUAAUCACCAUAUAAAAGGAAAAAAAUUUGGUGACAGCACAAAUAAAUAGAAACCUAUUUUUAAAUAGAAAUCACAAAUAGCAAGUGUGGAAGCACUACUUUAUUCUAUCUAAAAUUUGCUUAAGAAGUCAUCAACUUAAUGAACUGAGACGUUGGCCUUAGUAGGCUGUUUUUCACUGCUAAUAAAAAAAAAAGGGAGUACCAGGAUUUAUUAAAUAAAGCAUUUUGGAAAUGGGGAAUGGCACCAUAUAUGUGUGCGUGUCUGUGUAUGUACCUGUAUACAUACAGACACGCACACAUAUACACACCUUUUUUUAACCUAAUUCUCACCCUGUGUGGAAUUCAGAUGCAUCUUUCAGGGCACCAGUGUUAAAAUUGUGGAGUCUUAAUUCUUAUAAGUACACUGCUUUGCCUAUUGCUGCCCCCACAGACUUGAAAUAACACUUCAAAGUAAGAGGGAAUUCAGCUAAUUUGUUUUUAAAAUUGACUGUAGUGGUCACUAAACUCUUUUCGAGAGAAUUUCUAUUAAAGAUGAGGCAGACUUGUUUAUUUUAAUUGCACAAUGUUCUAACAAGGAUGUAACACAGAAUUGGCUCUCUUUUUUCCUAGAAAAAAAUUGUUUCUAUGUCAACAGAUAUGAUUAAAAAUAAUUAUUGCCAAUGCUGUUUUCAUUCUCCAGUGGCCAGAAUCAUCAUCCUUGAAAUUUCUGGUAGUGCCUUAGCUUGGUUAAAAAAA
Messenger RNA from Propithecus coquereli (Coquerel's sifaka), 4942 nucleotides. It is a transcript of the gene PLAG1, whose product is annotated as pleiomorphic adenoma gene 1. NCBI's taxonomy places the organism in Eukaryota, Metazoa, Chordata, Mammalia, Primates, Indriidae. The record is from RefSeq and is a predicted model, not a curated record. The transcript is spliced from 3 exons. Bases 456 to 1955 code for a protein of 499 amino acids.